AUGAAGAACUUUUCGAGGAACAGGUUUUUGGUCUGUUUUAGACCCGUUAUGGACUCCGUGCUCGACUCCAAACCAGUUGUAGUCGAUCGUUCCCGAAAUCAUCGGGUGUUAACGUAUACGAAGACAGAGUCGUCGGUUCCCAAUACGGAGAAUUCGAUCACGGUCCAUCGUCCCGGGAAGAAAACAUUCUCCCAUGUCGUUAAAGCCGUUGUGUUCGAGAUUUUCUUGGCGAAGAGGGUUAAAGAAAGAAAAGGAAUCGGUCGAGGAUCAUAUUCAUCGAAGCAUGAUUUUCCAGUAAACAGCCAUGAAUGUGAUGAAGUGUUGGAUACAAGAGCUGGUGCCGAUGGAACUCGGGAGACGAUUUCAGAGUCCAACUCGGUCCCAAAUUCAGAGCCGGAAACAAGCAAAGACCAAGAACGUGAAGUGAAGGAGAAACGAGGAGGAAUACAGAGAGGUUGGAGUUCAAGCAAUGCCGUGUUCUGGUUGUUAUUAGUCUGGCAAUGA
Molecule: messenger RNA, 504 nt
Organism: Hibiscus syriacus
Lineage: Eukaryota; Viridiplantae; Streptophyta; Magnoliopsida; Malvales; Malvaceae
Exons: 2
Coding region: 1-504 (167 amino acids)
Source: RefSeq, a predicted model, not a curated record